Molecule: messenger RNA, 4178 nt
Organism: Pseudomyrmex gracilis
Lineage: Eukaryota; Metazoa; Arthropoda; Insecta; Hymenoptera; Formicidae
Product: plexin domain-containing protein 2
Exons: 9
Coding region: 799-2805 (668 amino acids)
Source: RefSeq, a predicted model, not a curated record
ACGGUGAGCGGCUAGUGAGAACGGACAUGCCGUUCGCGUAACAAGUGAAUGUCGCUGGCAAUAUACGGUGUGCCGAUUCGAUGGUACCAGUUUGAAGCGAGCGGCGGUUCGAAACUUCAGAUUUCUCGUUUCACGCGACUCUCUUGAUUGUUUCGUGCGGGUGUCGCGUCGAAGUCGUUCUGUCGCGCGCGGCCCGGUAAAACGAUAACUGCGCGUACGUUUCGAUUUCUGCGUCGUGUUCUGUCACAUCGACGCGGUUUCGCACGUGGCAAGCGUUAAAAGAGAAAAAAAUUCGCGCACGCAAAGUUGGCGAAGUGAAAAAAAAAAAAGACGUGAAGACUUUUCGUUCUUUCGCUUUUUCCAAGAACUCGUCGCGGAGCGAGACAGACAACCGCUAUUUCUUCGCGCGGCAGCGCCUUCUCGCCUCUCCUCGAUUCUCUCCUAUCUCUCUUCUUCUUUUGCUCUUUAAUCCCAUAUCACUCCAGACUAGCCGUUUCUCCCUCUGUCCACUGCUCUCUGUGUCUCCCUUUCUCUCCUGAUCUCGCCACCCGCGCCUUUGUCCGUCCUCGUCCCUCGCUCCGUCCUUCUCUCCGUUUUUCUUCAUCCGCUGCCUGUGUGUGUCGUCGCAAGCGUGGUCGCGCGCUGCUUGACGCUUUUUCGUUUGUGAUAUAAACGCAACAAGGGAUUUUUGUACACGCUCGUGUGUGUCUGUGUGAGUGGUGAAACCUUUUUCCUUUCGAAGAGGAAACGAGACGGAAAGGAAGUCCUUGUCGAUUUUAAAUAUCGUUCGACGCAGCUAUGGCGCGGCGCGAGAAGGAACGACGGUGCUUCUUUAACGGUGCGAACGAUCAGCGAAGGCCGACGCGAACCGCGCUUCUGCUCUUCAUCCUGUGCAUAUUCCUGGUUGAAUCUCCGGCGGUCGCCGAGCGCGACAAUUCCUUUUACAAUUACGUCACGUUGGAAGAAAAAUCGUCGCUCGAUCAUCAGUCGUUCGACGUGAGAUUGAUCUACGGCCAGGAUGUAACGAGAAAUCGGCGAGCGGCGUCCGACCAAACGGUGGUGACAAACGAGCAGAAGAACGAGUCCGAACAUAUGUUGAUGCAGCCUCAGCAACAGCAGCAGCAGCAGCAAAAAGUAUCAGUGGCGACGUCGAACACGACUAACGUGUCCAGUUUGUCGAAUUCCACAGCUUAUUCGACCAGCGAAGUUCUACUCACUUCUACUGUCCAUCCGCUCGAGACCGACACCGCUCCUUCUGUCACGAAACCGGAGUUGAAGAAAAAAGCUUCGUCUGGAAGUUCCGCCCAGAAGCCACCGGAUACGUCGACGCAGCCAACGUUCGUCAAGCCCCCCCUCAUAACCGGUGAGAUGUCGACGGUGUCCGUCUUGGCGAAUCAAACAUUGUAUAACAUCACCGGCAAGGAGCACGGUACAAACAAGCAGGUCAAUAGCGAGGAGCAAAAUAAACAGGCAACGAACGUCGGUACCAACCAAACAAAGGUGACGGAUACGAAGGAAACGGAUGAGACAAGCGGCGGUAUCGCUGCGGAUACUGAAAAGAUCGACGACAUCGGCGACAUCUCCAUUAGCAAGUUCUCUGAAAAGUUCUCUGUAUCUAACACGACGCUCACGCAGAACAAUAUUACCAAAAUGGUCAACGACACGCAUCAGUAUUACAACAGCACUUUCAUGAUCGACGCCGACAUCUGCAAGAAGUACUGGGUCGACAUGGAUAACCACCCGGAUCUCAGGGUCAACAAUUUGCUCAGCCAGAGUCAUCGACGCGCCGCAACUGUCAAGCUGAAGUUCGAUUUCCCGUUCUACGGGCACAAGGUGCGAAAUAUCACCAUCGCCACAGGCGGUUUCUUGUACACCGGCGAAUAUGUGCACAGUUGGCUGGCGGCUACUCAAUACAUCGCGCCGCUCAUGGCGAAUUUCGAUACUCGUCUGUCGAACGCCAGUUACGUGAAAUACGCUGACAACGGCACGGCGUUUACGGUCGAGUGGGAGAAGGUGGUGCUGCAAGACAAACCAGACGCCGGCGCGUUCACUUUCCAGGUGACCUUGCAUCAGAACGGUGACAUCGUGUUCGUCUACUCGAUGAUACCGCUAAUGGUUGACAGUAUCGAGGAUAAGCUGCAUCCCGUCAAGGUCGGCCUCAGCGACGCCUACAUCUUGGACAGAACCGUGUUCUUCGUGCGCCGGAAAACUAUUUACGAAUAUCACCGCGUCCACUUCAACCAGGAGGACAUCAAGAACUGCACAGUCAUCUACCUGAAGGCACUGCCCACAUGUCUCAAUAUGAACAACUGCCGGGACUGUCUGAUGAAAGUGCCGGACUUCGACUGCAAGUGGUGCCCGGCGCUAAAUCAGUGCAGCACCGGCACGUCCCGACAGCGUCAAGACUGGGUCAUGAAGCGUUGCGACGCGCAGAAUAUCAAGGAGCCGGACAACUGUCCGGUCGAGAUCACGACGUUCAACAAGGACGAGGAGUACGAUCACCACGAUCACCUGCAUUCCCCGGAGAAGGCAAUCUCGGCAAACGAGAUGAGCGCGAAACAAGAGGAGAGACCAGGCACCAGUCCCUUGGAGAGCACCACUCCAAAUAACAUGGGCAUGAGCGUCUCAGGGAUAAUCGGCAUUCUCACUGUCAUCGCUCUGGUGGUGGGUCUCGCGGGCUGGGGUGCCUACGCUUAUCGCAAUCCCCACAGCGCAUCAGGACAGAUGCUGAUUAAAUAUCGUCCGAGUCAAUGGAGCUGGCGAAGAGGCGAGGCCCGCUACACUGCCGCGACCAUUCACAUGUGAUGAGACGUUGUCGACGGGAGAUAUCAAGUCACACACAAAGUCAAUCGGACCAAACUUCCUAACUGUACAGCGCGUGCCGAGUCCGCGAAUGAAACGCGUCGCCGAAACGUUCGCUCGCGGCAGCGCGUCGGAUUUCCUCACAAUAAAAAAAAACAACAAAUUAAUAAAAUACGGACAAUUGCAUAUCUCAACGGAACGGACGCGAAAUUCGAUUGAUCAAAGCGGGAAAUGGAGAUACCACUUUGCCUUUUUUACCAUAUCGUGAUAUUUCUGAUGAUUUUUGACUACAAGCUGCGUUUUCUCUUUUUUCAGGACACACUAUAAUUACCAAAACAUUUAUUUCAACAAGUUUUAAUUAAACGUUCUUAUAUAUAUUCGACGUUAUAAUUAUUUUCACUUGCUUGAACAAGUUUACAAAGCUUCGAAUGAUCGCGAACUGUUCGGUGUGACGUGAAUUCGCGACUAUACGAACGCCGUAAAACAGUCGUAUUCCGUGUGAUUAUAUCAAACGGAACGUGACUUUUCGUGUUAUCGCGAAACGCGAUUGUUUGCGUUUUCUUCUGAACCACGAGUCGCUGAUAUCUAAGAUCCAAAAUUAUCGCGGAAGGAACUGUCUCGCUGCUUUUUCUCAGAUCGGACGAAGAAAAUAACAUUCGACGGACACGAGCUCGUUCGCUCGUCCGUCAAAAGCAACCUUAAUGUGAUUUCUAGCGGCAUACGGUAUAUAUCCCUUGUUAUUGUUUUUUAAGAAUUCGUUCGUUUAAUCGUUAAGAGCAAAUCGCAUAUACUUGUUUCACACGCAUAAUAUAAACGUUCACACGAUGGGAAACGGAGGUAAGAAAGAAUUUUUUAACAAAAGCGAAAUCGAACGUUCAAGUUCCGAUCUGGCGUGUGUAAAGAGCCACAGUUUUGUUAAGUUUCUCAAGCAAUAAUGCGAUCACGCACCGACGUGAGAAAAAAAUAUUCGAAAUUAAUUCGUAAUUUAAACUUGUUAAAAGUGUUGUUCAUUGCAGAUGUUUAUUUACAUUACCGCAGCGUUAUUUACAUUCCAAAGCGCAUCAUCUCGGGAUUCGACUGUGAAAACUUGAACAAACUGUGGUUUUAUCGUUCUAAUAUCAGACGCGACGUACAUACAAAUAAAACUAUGUACACUAUAUAAUAAAUAAUUACAUAAGCACGGGAAAAAAUUUGUUGCUCUUAUAUGGGCAGCAAGAAAAAUUUUUGAAUCUACUCUAAUUGUUUUUAUUUUGUUACGUCAUCAAAAACGUUUGUUGUCAAAAACGUUUGUUGUCAAGAACGUUUUUGUUAACAAAACAAAUAUCUCAAUCAAAUAUCUCAGCAAAUUUUUUUUCUGGCCGUGUAACUAAGUUUUU